Daldinia loculata is the source of this 2115-nucleotide messenger RNA. RefSeq lists its product as uncharacterized. Lineage: Eukaryota; Fungi; Ascomycota; Sordariomycetes; Xylariales; Hypoxylaceae. The transcript is spliced from 2 exons. Bases 1 to 2115 code for a protein of 704 amino acids. Gene Ontology annotation, cellular component: plasma membrane. The record is from RefSeq and is a predicted model, not a curated record.
AUGUUGGCGAUAGUCUCGGCAGACUUUAAUUUUAAGCGGACCUGCCUUCAAACUUUGUUAUGGACUGGUCUACUCUUUCAAUCAAGAUGUGACAAUGAAUGGACAGGUGGAAGCACUUCAGAACUGGGAAUACUAGGUCCACCCAUCGUCCACUUAACUAUCACGAUCACAACAACAAUAGCAUACAACCCUGCUGCAGCACCACCAGAUUCGAUGUAUUCGUUAUUAGGGUGCUACGGACGAGGGGCCGGGGCCGGGGCCGGGGCCGGAGCCGGCAACCGGGAAGGAAAUCUUUUCGGAAAAGAAGGGGACUAUGUAGUCCUCACUACGGUGCCUGAUGACCAGUUCACGAUACGGGCUUGCCUUGAAGGUUGUGACGAGUUGGACCCGCCAAAGAAGACUUCUGAUCAUUAUGGACUUGUUGGACUGAGUAAUGGAAGAGAGUGCUUCUGCGGAUUGAAACUUGUGGCAGAAGCUCGUAAACUUACUCUUGGGGAUUGCAACAUGCCUUGUACCGGCGAUUCAGGGCUAUCAUGUGGAGGAGCGGAUACGGUCGCCGUAUAUACUCUCAUUCUUGCUAGCGAGAGCGACAAGGUUACAAGUCAUGCCAAAACCCAGGAUAGCAGCCAGAGCGAUGAGAAAGGAGACGAGAGCGGGAACACCCCUACAGGAACUUCACUAUCUUCCACUGUCGAUACGAGUGCGGCUCUCAAAGCUACAGAUGGCCUAGAGCCUACAGGAACCGAAACCAUAGGAGAUUCACAGGAGACAUCAGGGAAGGCAAUCAUACCCUCGUCAUCACUUCUUCCAUCUUCAACGCCAUCAGAUCCUCCUGAUGCGCCAACCACCGGGCCUACCAUAGCCGCGAUAACAGGUAGUGUCUCGAGCGCCAUCAUCCUAGCAGCGUUCAUAGUUCUAUGUGUCCGAGCCUAUAAGCGGAAGAAGCUCCAGGAGGCCGCACGUAAAGAGGUUAUAGUUAUACCUGAGGAGCAGCACGAGGACAAUGACAAGCAACCCCCGCGACGACCAGUCCCAAGCGCGAUCGAUACUACGGGACAUCAACUUCAUGAUCUGAACAAAGGAACCGGACCUGUCGCCGGGGACGGCUAUGGACGUGGAUAUGGUAAAAGGGAUGAAGACUUAAGUACCGGCGCAUCAACAGACGGCGCAUACUUCAUGCCCUCCACACCCGCUCUCGAGUCCGGCACCCGUCUCCGUCAUCCUGACCACUCCGCGCGUCUCACGACAGCUUCAUUGCCAACCUCUGAAAGUGACACCCUGUACAACAAACUAAUGGACGAAGUCCGCGGCGGCCCUUCUGUGCCAGUAGCGACCCCCUCGCCAUCCAGCCCGCCUCCAUCCGCAACAAGUUCGUCAGUCCAGUGGCGAGGAAAUCCCCUGAAACCCCUGACGCCGUCGGCAGCAUCCACCGGCCAGUUCAAUUUCGAUUUCAACGCCAAGCCCAGCGUGUCGAGCCCAACACCGGCUGCCCGUCCCGAAGCCACCCUUGGUGAUCGUGCUUGGCACAGGCGCAAGGUAUCUACGACGUUCCAGCCACCGGCCAGCGGACCUCCUUCUAUACCGCUGCCCCCUACGCCGCCUCGACGACAGCAGCAGCAGCGGGCUCUUGACUCGGUGCACUUCACUCCUACGCCCGCGUCGAGGGUAAAGGCUAGUCUUGGCCAGCAUGAUGAUAGCAAGAAGAAAGAGGGUACUCGCGCCGCCGCAUUGCCUACGGCAUUACCCCUUGGGCUCGUGGGGCCAGCGGGCCAGGAUUCGGGAACACUAGCGCCACCGCUGAAGGACUCCCCUACGAUACCGCGAACGCAGAGGGAUUUUCAGGAUUCUCGACAAGAAGGCUUAGUAGGAACUGGACAGGAAACGAGCGGAGAAGGAAUAGGAGAAGCGGGAAUGCAGCUGUUGCCGCCUAGCACACCCGCGGGACAAUCUAACUCUCGAUCGAACAGGGAUACGAUCUACACGGUGGGAGAAGAAGAAGAAGAAGAAGACUGGCCUGUCAACGGCAGUGGUGAGGCAAAAGGACCGGAAAUUUCGCCUGUAUCGACGAAUACGGUUGGGACGAGUAUUCUGUUCCCAUCAGAUGAUGAGAAUUAG